Molecule: messenger RNA, 14267 nt
Organism: Pelobates cultripes (western spadefoot toad)
Lineage: Eukaryota; Metazoa; Chordata; Amphibia; Anura; Pelobatidae
Source: the annotation of a GenBank genome assembly
AUGGCAGCCAAUGACAGCAUUCUCAAUUCAGCUUACCUGGCUGUUGAAUACAUAGACACUUUUCUACCUGAAAACCCUCUUCAACGGCCUUUCAGAUAUGCUUGGACUUACAUGCUGGACAACUACACCAAGUUUCAGAUAGCUACAUGGGGAUCACUCAUCGUUCAUGAGCUCAUAUAUUUCGUGCUCUGCCUUCCUGGUUUUAUUUUUCAGUUUAUACCUUUCAUGCAAAGGUUCAAAAUACAACAGGUUUGUCACACUCUUCACAUUUUAUACAUAAGUUUCACAGUAUCUAAAUAUGACACAGUAUUUCUUACAUUCUUCCUCUUCUUAAUAUCACAUUGAAUAACUUGCCUGGAAAUAUAAUCUAUUAUAAUCUCUCUUUCCAUAUCGAUGGGUAAUGGCUCACAAAGUGAACACAUUGAAACAAUAGUAUGUGUUUGUGGUUGUUUAUCAGUACCUGUAACUAUUGAAUUUUAAUAAGGAUAUAUCCCAUUAUAUCUCAUUACUGAAACAAAGGCUACCUUCAAUCACUUUAGGUUGGCAUUGUAGGAAUCUUCUUAUUUUAUAGAUACAUUUUGCACGCAUGUUGGAAAAUCCUUCUGAUGUCAGUCUUCUCGCAGGAUCUUCCAUAAACCAUGCAUAUGUUGCAGUAAUGCGAGGCCAGGAAACACAUACGAGACUGGACACAUGUUUUCUUAGGAAGCAAUCAAUCAUUUAUUUUGUAACCGGCUACUGUUUCAGCCAGACUCAUGUCUGCAAAGGGCUGAACCCUGAAUCACAAGUCAACAUAGAUGAUGCAGUUCAUACGUAAGCGAGAUAUGCAAGGGUUACUCCAUUACUGCGGCAAUUAAUAACCAAUUAGCAAGCGUUUGACUAUUACUUUAUUAAUUUCCUACUUUACUGUGUAUGAACAUUCUUAUCAUUCCUGUACAUGGGUCUUGGCCCUGAUCAUGUAUAGCUCUUGCCCCAUAUAUGGUCAUAUGGCUCUGAAGCAUUUCCGAGAUCAUCUACCACAUUCCCCCCUUUGAUGCUUCAGAACCUGGAUACAGGUGACUGACAAGCAUCAUAACACAAUGAGUCCUGUAGGGCUCAUAACAGGCUAGAACAGAUUGGGCUAUAUAGUGUCUUUCCAUUGACCCAUCAUUAGUGCCCUUUAUUCCCUUAGGAACUGUUCAUAUACAGGGGAUCCUAGUUUGUCACCCUCCCUGAGGGGGAUUAGGAAAAAGAAAGGUUUCAGAGUUCCCAGUACACAGACUCCAGACCAAUCCCUGGGGAGUUCAGAGUAGUCCUUAAGGCCACAGAUCCAAUACAUAUUAUUGGGAGCUUUCCAGGUGGACCUUGCAGACUGAUUGGUCCAUACAUCCUUCAGAUGGGAGUAGUUCCUGAAGGGGCUGGGGAUUGGUUCAGGGACAUUGGCUGCGGACCACCAGGAGGUGGUCCCAUCAAAGGACUUGUAUGCUUGUUGCUCUAAACACGUGAGAGUACCUACAAAAGUCUUAAAUUCUGGACCAAAUCUGCCUAUGCACACAUUCCCAAUUAUGGAGGUUUUUAGCAACCAUUCAGAUUUGGGACAGGGUAAUAAACCUCCCUCCUCACCACGCUGUAUUACCUGCAGGUCUAAAAGGAUUGAAAAACCUGGUGGGUUACUAUUUACGACUUCAGUUUUAAUAUUCAAAUGGGGUAUGGUUUUUAGGUCUGUACCAGAAGCAUAAAUUUGCAGUCCAUGGAAGCUGCCCCACUUGUGCAGGAAUACCAGGGGAUUAAACAGUAUCAGGUUCAAGAAGCUGCAGGUGCCAGAAACACAGUUAGUUGCAGUUGGCAUUUUCUGCAGGCUCGCAGUCAGAGUACCUGAUUUAUAUGUAGCCCACCCCACGCCACAUUGGUGCAGUUAUACCUAGGCCAUGUGUUUGAAUUAAUAACUGCGCAUGCAUCAAAAUAGAUUGAGGCGAGCUUUUCUCCAUUUAGUAGCAAUGUUCUGUUUAUAAUGCGGCCUCCUGAGUGGAAGCUACGGGCUACUAACCAGACCCUGCAGGGAGCAAACGUAAGAUCAAAACAGAUUGGGCCUUAUGGCAAGUUACAGACAGAGUAGGUAGUACCUUGGUAUAUGCAGGUGGAAAUAUCUCUAGUAGUACAAUCAAAAAUGGGAAUGCCAAAUUAAGGUUUUGUUAACAUGAUGCCCAGUUCUGGUGGUGUAAAUAGACUGUGUGCAAGGGGUAGAAAGGCAAGGGUGACAGAAGAUUGUCAACAUUAACAUAAGAGGAGGAGAUGAUCCUGAAGAAGCUUCGACCGUGCAUCGGCACCUCAGCUUCCGGAUGUGAGGGCUGCAGGGUAGGGAGUACUUCUGAUUCUGUUCGGCUUCACAAGGUCUCCUUUGGGGGCCUCAGCUUUCCAUCAAUGGCAGGUGGUCAGGCAUUAUUAUAUAUAAAUAAUAAAAUAAUAAUAAUAAUAAUAAUAAUUAUGGCCAUCAAAACACCUACUUGUAAUUUUCUCCAGCAGAUAUUGUCGCUCUCUUGAAGCGGAGUUUCAAAGGUUUUUCAGGAUCAGCAGCAGUUACUUCCCAUGGAACAGAGGCAGGCUUAAUUCUGGAGUGGUGGAUCCACAGAGUGAUUUCAGCAACUUUUACUGUGUAUUACUUGUUGGCGUGUGAUCUCGCUUCCUAUUUGGUGGAGGUCCCCUUUAAGACCUAGGACAAUCGGUCGUGGUCAACUGUACAUGAUUUUGACAGUGGAAAGGUUAGUGAGCUUUGUGGGGCCACUCCUGAUUCAGAACUGGGCAAUGGGGAGCAAUGCAUCCCAAUUCAGGUUGGUUUCUUGGCACAUAUUAGCCAGGUGUAGCUUCCAUGUUUGGGUCAUUCGCUCAACUUUUCCUGACCUUUGAGGUCGUGUGCAGUUUCCACUUAAGACUGGGGCUAGUGGCUACCUCUUGCAGGCACUUAUUCACAAAGGCUGGGCCAUUAUCAGAUCCCACUGAUGUGGGUAUCCCGUUCCUUGGGAUGAUUUUAGAGAGCAAGAAUUGGACCACUUCUUUCUGUCCUGGUAGGCUGUGCUUCCACCCAGCCAGAGUAGGAACACACAAUAUCAAGAACGUAGUGAAAUGCACCGGAUUUCGUCAUGACCGUAAAAUCAACUUGUAGAUCAGACAUAGGUAGUGUUCCAACAGUUUGAAUUCCCGGUGGCUGACCUGGUCCUUGUUGGGAAUUAUUUUUGGCACAUUCCAUGUACCAAAUGGCUACUGCCUGUGUUACAGUAGACAGCCCUGGUAGGUAGAAGAAACGGUUAAUUGUGGCCUCCAUGGAUGAUUUCCCUGCGUGGGUGGACUUAUGGAGAGCCCUGACAAUAUUCACAGCUAAUGAUGUGGGGACAACAAUUCUUCCAAUUGGUAUCACUUGUUGUCCAGGUACUGGCCUGGCUCUGUUUCUAGCCAUUUUUGUUCGGCAGGGAUUUAAAGAGGGGACCAGUCAAUAAUGGGUACCGGGAACAACAGGGCAACAGUUGACUGAGGUACAGAGUCUUUCAUUGCUACAUGUUUUGCAGAAUCAUCAGCCAGCCUGUUUCCAAUAGUCACAUGGGUGUCGGCCUUCUGGUGGACUCGACAGUGGAUAAUGCUAACUUGGGCCAGACCACUUCAAGUAGUGCCAAAAUUUCGGAUGAAUGCUUGAUGUCCUUUCCUCCAGAGCUGAGUAUGCCACGUUCCUUGUACAGGACCCCAUGGGCAUGAGUUGUAAAGAAUGUAUACUUUGAGUCAGUGUAGAUGUUGACACGUAGGCCCGCGGCCAGUUGCAGGGCCCUGGUCAGGGCUAUUAGUUCAGCCUUUUGUGCAGGGGUACCCUUUGAAAGGGGUCUUCAAUGACAGAACUGACGGUAGUGACUGCAUAUCCUGCAUAUUUGAUCCCUUCUUUAACAAAACUGCUGCUGUCAGUGAAGUAUUCGGCAUCUGUUUUUUUCUGGGGGUAGUCUCGGCGGUCAGUUCUACUGGAGAAGAUUUCAUCCAUGAUUUCCAUACAGUCAUGUUGGGUCUGGUCAGGUUCUGGGAGUAAAGUGGCUGGGUUCAGUGAGUUGACAGUUUCAAGGUAGAUCCUUGGGUUCUCACAUAGCGUGGCUUGGUACUUUGUCAUUCUACUAUUACUAAACCAGUGGUUGCCCUUGUAGUCAAGGCGGGUUUGGCCGUCAUGUGGAACAAGGACAUAGAGUUCUUGUUCUAGGGUCAAUUUAUCAGCUUCUGGAAUGAGGAGAGCGGCCGCAGCCACUGCUCUCACACAAGGGGGUAGGCCUUGGGCCACUGGAUGCAUUUGUUUCGACAGAUAGGCAACAGGAUGCUGCCAUGAGCCCACGUUCUGUGUGAGGACGCCUACUGCAGACUUCCUUUUCUCCUGGAAAUACAGGUAAAACACUCUCUGGUGGUCUGAGAGUCCCAGUGCAGGGGAUUGGACUAAGGCCUCCUUCAGAGCCCUGAAGGCCUGUUGUUGUUCUUGGUCCCUGAGGAAUGGGUCAUGUUCAGGGCCUUUGCAUUGAUAGUGAAAUUGACUGGUGGGUGUGGGGAUGCGGCACACAGCUUCUUUGCGUUCUGGGCCUAGAUUAUGGCUUCCCUCAGAGAUAUGGGAACCUAAGUACUUGACUGCUGUGCAGCAUAUUUGGGCUUUUCUUCUGGACACCUUGUAUCCUGCUUCCCACAAAAUCCGCAGCAGUUGUUUGGUAGCUUGUAGACACUUGUCUCUGGAGGUAGCAUCCACAUAUUGCAGGAGGACACAGUGGCCUGUCUUAGACGUGAAAUCCUUCAGAUCUUAACUGAGUGCUUCUCAAAACAGGGUGGGGGUGUUUUUGAAACCCUGAGGGAGCCUGGUCCAAGUAGGUUGUCUCUUAAUUCCGGAAGGCAAAUAUACGUGGACUCUCUUCUGCCACUCUCAUGCAGAAGAAAGCAUCCUUGAGAUCAAGAACUGUGUAGUUGAACGCACCGCCAGGGAUUAAGGCAAGCAGAUUGUAUGGAUUAGGGACAACAGGGUGAAUAGUGACAAUAGCAUUGUUGACUGCUCUGAGGUCUUGAACAGGCCAGUACUCGAUAGUACCUGGUUUGUCUACGGGUAAUAGAGGGGUAUUCAAGGGUGAUUGGCAGAAUUUCUGGAUGGAUGAAUGGAUGAAUUUUUCUAGGAAUCUCUGAAUUCCCCUUACUGGUACUGUCUCUGGCUGGCUGGGAACACACCUGGUUUCAAUUCAGUUUGGACAGGAGGCCUGUUCAGGGCAAGACCAGGGGGGUUAUGUUUAGCCCAUAUACUUGGGGUGUCUAUGAUUCCUGGAGGUAGCGAGGGUUCGUCCAUGAUGACCUUAACAACAAAUAACAUCCAUUCUUCCUCUUUUGGGACAGAUACAGACAUGAUUCUGAGGUGAGGUCAAGAGCUGUGGUACCAUUGGGAAGAAAUAUGAUCUGAGUUUGGAGAGGACAUCUCUCCCCAGAAGUUGAAUGGGAUAGUCUGGCAUGUAUAGGAACAGGUGUUGGAUGAUGUGGCCUCCCAAAUUGCAUGUUCUCUCUUGCAGUAAUGGUCUGGUGGCAGGCUUACCGGUGGCCCCUACUAUAGUGACAGUCUGUCCAGAUGCAGGGCAAUGGGUUUAGACACAACAGAUGCUGGGCCCCAGUGUCAACCAUGAAGAGGCUUUUCUUUUUACCCAAUGGAUGAAGUACAGGUGGUGUGGUUAUAACAGAUGGGGUAUACCCAUGGGAUUUAGGAGGUGAAUCUGGGGCAGGCAGGUACUCCAGGGGCGGAGGAGCCAGGGGCAGGCCGGCCAGGUCGGGGUAUAUAUGGGGGACAGCAAUGCCCAAUGGAGCAGGGGGACGAGGUAGGCCAGCGGGCAACGCAGGUCUGUGAUAAAGGGGGUGUCCAUGUCUGGUUCAACUGGGUCAUCAAAUAUGGGCAUUGGGACAGAGGUAGGCCUAGGGGUAGAAGUGAGUCUGGCAAGCAUGAGAUGACUCGCCUCUUCAGAGCACGGUUUUAACCAGUCUGGGUGUUUCUCGACUACCUGUGAACCAGUUACUAUCAUAUGGACCUUUGUAAUUAAAUCUAGGUCCAGACUACCUUUUGGGGGGGCAAACCGGGGCAUUUGACGGGCCACUCCCAUUCACACAGAACAAUUAUAGUUGUAAUGGGUACAGUUUGACACCAUAGUCUGCUCUAUAACAAUUUUUAAAGAUACUGAUCAUAUCGUCCAGAGGCCUGGGUGAUUUAGAUCCCCCCCCUCCUCCCAUAAUGAAGGACAGAGAUACCAACAGAUAGACGAUACAAGCAGCUUCUUCUUAUCAGUGACUUGGCGCGGUCGCCUCGGCCAAGAAAUGCACCUAAACAGUGUCCUCACGCACUUUGUCACUAAUAGACGUCUCAAACAGAAACAAACAAGCACUCCAACACAACACCAACCCACCAAUACCAGAAUGUACAGACAGAGGAGAGUGAUUAGUUCUUCCUUCUCUCCAGAGGGAGAGGUCAGACUAUGAAAAGACCCUGUAGUCUUACCUAUAAUACGUCGAUGGGGGCGUCCCAGAACGGGGACCAGGAGUCAAGUAAUUCUCCUAUACAAACAAGUCUAGUGACGCCAUAAAAACAACAAGAAUUCAGGGAGCCCGUUCCGACACGAAGCCCAUGAGUCAAGGGUGUGAAAUAAAUCACAGUCUCAGACUGUUAUUAUAUUUCCCUGCCAAUGUACCAGAAAUGUUGCAGUAAUGCGAGGCCAGGAUACACUAGAGACUGGACACAGGUUUUCUCAGGAAGCAAUCAACCAUUUAUUUUGUAACAGCUACUGUUUCAGCCAGACUCAUGUCUGCAAAGGGCUGAACCCUGAAUCACAAGUUAAAGGACCACUACAGUGCCAGGAAAACAUACUCGUUUUCCUGGCACCAUAGUGCCCUGAGGGUGCCCCCACCCUCAGGGUCCCCCUCCUGCCGGGCUGGAUGGUGAGGAAAGGGGUUAAACUUACCUUUAUUCCAGCGCCGGGCGGGAGCUCUCCUCCUUCUCUCCGCCUCUGAUCCUUCUCCUGGGCUGAAUGCGCAUGCGCGGCAAGAGCUGCGUGCGCAUUCAGCCGGUCUCAUAGGAAAGCAUUCAUAAUGCUUUCCUAUGGACGUUUGCGUGUUCUCACUGUGAUUUUCACAGUGAGAAGCACGCAAGCGCCUCUAGCGGCUGUCAAUGAGACAGCCACUAGAGGAUUUGGAGGCUGGAUUAACCCAUUUAUAAACAUAGCAGUUUCUCUGAAACUGCUAUGUUUAUUUAAAAAAUGGGUUAACCCUAGAUGGACCUGGCACCCAGACCACUUCAUUAAGCUGAAGUGGUCUGGGUGCCUAGAGUGGUCCUUUAACAACACAUAUAUCAUAGAUGAUGCAGUUCAUACGUAAGCGAGAUAUGCAAGGGUUACUCCCAUACUGCGGCAAUUAAUAACCAAUUAGCAAGCGUUUAACUAUUACUUUAUUCAUUUCCUACUUUACUGCGUAUGAACAUUCUUAGCAUUCCCAUACAUGGGUCCUGGCCCUGAUCAUGUAUAGCUCUUGCCCCAUAUAUGGUCAUAUGGCUCUAAGGCAUUUCUGAGAUUGUCUACCACACAUAUACUUUACUACAGUAAAGCUACUAGGUGUAGUAGAGAGAUGGUAAUAUUUUCUCGAUGAACCUGUGAGGUGAAACGCGCGUCAGGGGAAACAUCACUGGCGCUAUCCACCAGUCACUUUACUAAGAGUGACCUGUCACUGCACUAAGAGUGACCUCUUUACUUACCAUACCAAUUAGAACUUUCUAUCGGCAUCGGCUCGGCCUUUACCCAGCAGCAUUUGAAGCAGCCUACAAAGUCUAGGCAUUUCCAGCACACUUCUUUCAUUGUAGCAGUAUUGGUGGGAAUUUUCUGUUUUUAUUUCCAUAGGAGAGUGUAGGCUUUUGGCUAAGGGGGUGCCCUUGAAGGCACAAGUACUUAGGGACCACAAGCAUAGGAGGAUUCCUAGUAUUUUUGUAGUUAAACCCCUGUCUACCCAUAGCUUGUUGGUUAUUUAGCCAGUUACUGCAGAAUAUACCAGGCAAUAUAUUUGCAGUCUGCACCUCCUAGUUACUAUACUGCAGAUACUCCUGCCUGCAUAUACCAUAACACUAGGAUUUCCAGUGUUUUGGUAGUUAACCACUCUCUACCCAUAGCUUGUGGGUUAUGAAGCCAGUUCCUGCAGAAUCUACCAGGCAACAUCUUUCAGUUUGUACCUCCUAGAUACUAUACUGCAGGUACUCCCGCCUGCACAUACCAUAACACUAGGAUUUCCAGUGUUUUUGUAGUUUUACUGCAGAAUAUACCAGGCAACAUCUUUGCAGUCUGCACCUCCUAGUUACUGUACUGCAGAUACUCCUGCCUGCACAUACCAUAACACUAGGAUUUCCAGUGUUUGUAGUUAACCCCUCUCUUCCCAUAGCCUGUUGGUCAUUAAGCCAGUUCCUGCAGAAUCUACCAGGCAACAUUUUGCAGUUUGUACCUCCUAGUUACCAUACUGCAGAUACUCCCGCCAGCACAUACCUCUAGAUGCUUUUUCUCACGGUCUUUAACACAGAACCCUGUCAUAAUUUCUGAGAUGCUCUUUUCUGCAGUAAACUGGCACUCUCAAGCUUGUUUUGGAGUCCAGACAUUGCAGUUUCGGUAAACAUUAUCAGCUUUGUUAACAGCUUCAGUGCAGCUCACUGGGACUUGGCUAUUUUUCCUUGAGCCUGGGUACUGGUAUAUCGAUACAUUAUUGAUACUACUAAUUUGUAGCUGUUGUUCCCACAGUGGUAUUUCACUCUGUUAACAGGCAGUGUUACUGUAUCACUUGAGGAUUUCUUACAACAGUUAUUUGAACUAAACUUUGUUUGUAUACCCCCCCUUUUAACUAUUUACAUUAAAAGUGAAGUUUUAAUUCUCUUUCCUCUUUUGUGAUCUCCCCAAGCCCAACCUGUCCUAAGGUCACCCCUCUAUAACGAGGCAACUACCACUCUGCAGGACACUCUUCCAUUUAUCCUGUCCCUUCUCCUGUCUCCUUUCCUUAUUGUUUUAUUUUAUAGAUUAACAGUUCCGCAUGUUUACUCCCUCCUUUUAUCCUUACAGGUUCCAGUAUUAAGCAUGUCUGUAAACUGUGCUUGAUUAUUAGCAUUUAUUUAUAUAGCUCCAACAGUCUAUAGUGAACUUAAUACUUAUUUUACUACUUAAUGGUUAUUUCAAACUAACAGAGUUACUUACUAAAGUGAGAAUUGCUAAAAUACCAAACUGAAAACAGAGUUGACUUGGAGAAAUUGUCUAAUUUAGGUUUAUUGGCUUAAAUUAUGAAAUUCUGUUUGAAUUCUCAAUAAUUCCCAUUUUCGUGAAUAACCCUGUAAAUAUGACUGGUGUAGAAAAGAAAAUCUAGUAGAGAGUAAUUUGCAUAUCAAUAUUGCAAACCAGUAACCAACCUCAUGCUGAAGAGUUGCAUUAACAACGAAACAGCUUUCCAUGAGUGGUUCGCUGGUUUUGCAUCUUUUCCUAAAUUGUGUUCCAAGCAGUUGUAUACUGCAAACACAGAUUAAAAGGAAUCCAUGUUUAAAAUGGAAUGAGGCAAAAAUGUGAUUCUUUGUUAAACUAAUUUGCAUAUGCCCACCACGAAUCCUUUGCGGUUGUAACAUCACUGCAGAUUUGGGAUUUCUGUGGGAAAAGCAAGUCUUAUGGUUUGACUGGUGUGCAGAUUUUUGUUUAACAUUGUAUUAGCUAUCCACAGACUUCAGGUGGAAUGGGUUUUCAAUCACAAUUUUUCGCCAUCAUAACCUAUUUGGAUUUUGCUUAUAAACAGCACAAAUUUAUAAGUGUGACAUUUAAAUUAGAAGUAAUUAAAAUAAAUCAGAAAAUGUGUGAUUAAGGUAUAUUUUUGUGUACAUAAAUUGUGUUGGCAAAAAUGGCUGUAGUAAUUUUCAUGCUAGCAGUGCUCUGGCAUAACACCAUGGUAAGUUGUCAAACUGUUUUAACAUGGCUUUACAAUUUACCUGCGCCCCUCCAGUUCCGUGCUUUCGAUCUGCUGCAUCUGGUAUUCUUGAGCUGAUGGAAGACUGCCCUCAUUAGCCGAGAACUCUAAGCAAAUGAUUGCAGUCCUUCUUUGCUCUGAGCAGUUAACAAUUUGCUUAUCUUCAUGGAAAAUAACAAGUAAAGCACAGGAGCCUUGCGGACACCAGGUAAGUGUCAAACUAUACAAAAAUAGUUUGACUUCUUUCCAUGGGACUGCACCAGGGCAUUUCUGGCACCAUAAACACUACAUUAAGAUGUAGUGGUUGCAAUGGUUGGGAUAUUCCUGUUUUCAGUUUAAGUCUAAAUCUCUAGACUAGUAUUUAAAAUAUUGUCACAUUCAAAUACUCUAUUGUGUAUGCUGCUAAUUAGGAGACUAUCAAGCAUUAGUGCUGUAUGCUAGAUGCUGAUUACACAAUCCGCUCAAACUGGUUAUCAACAUAAUUUGUUUAACCUACUUAUUUGAAAUAGUAAAAUGAUUGUGUAGCUGUAGUGUCAUACUAUAAACUUAAAUUAUAUAGUUAUAAACAACAUAUUUACACAUUUUUAAAACUACAUAUAGAAUAUAUAAUAUACUUUUCAUAUUUUACCCCGCUAUAAAAACAUUAUUUCUCUAAUUGCAGGAUAAACCUGAGACAUGGGAGAGUCAGUGGAGGUGCUUCAAGGUGCUUCUUUUCAACCAUUUUUGCAUCCAGCUUCCUCUGAUAUGUGGAACAUACUAUUUUACAGAAUUCUUCAAUAUUCCCUAUGACUGGGACACCAUGCCUCGUUGGUAAGUAGUAAAAUAUUUUGUUUUCAAAUCUCUACCAAUACCAAAUAUGUAUAAUUUUUUCAGUUUAGGUAUGAUUUACAGCCAAUCCUUAAAGAGAAUACAUAAAGUCCAAAGUACUCUCAAUUUAUCAGGAGAGAGAAAGUAGUCUGAUAUGUGUCUUUAACCCCACAAAGACCAAAAAACUUUUUUUUCCAUCUUGGCAGUCCAUUCCCUGGAGACUUUAUACAGUUUGUUUAUACAGAAUGUCCUGCUGAUUUAGUACUGAUGACGCUAUACAUCCUUCUUUUGACAUGUGGGGCAUUCCAUUUUGGAAUAGGACAUUUCAGACCGUAUUGUUAUGACUGUGGUUAUUACUUUUUAACUAUCUCAAUCCUCUUUGUUUAGGUACAUGCUCGGUGCGCAAUGCUUUGGUUGUGCAGUUAUUGAAGAUACGUGGCACUAUUUCCUUCAUCGAAUCUUGCACCACAAGAGGAUCUACAAAUACAUCCACAAAGUACACCACGAGUUCACGGUACAUAAAAACACGUGUGAUUACUGCAAACAGCAGAUAGCAGCAAUAGUGUUAGCAAUGUUCGUUAUGUGUCCUCAUUUUCUGACUUAAAUCUCCUUUCUAUUGUUGGAGUACUACUAGAUAUGUGCUUUCCUGUAGUAAUAUCCCAAUUACAUUAUAUUACCAUUGUAAUUUCAUCUCAAUGGAAACAUCUUUCAUUAAUGGUUUAGAUAUUUUACGAAGGUUCUCUCUGCCCCUUGAGGCUGUCUCACUGAAGCCUCGGACAUUGCUGGAAACCAGACGGCUGAGUGUAUAGUCAAAGUUUUUACAACUCUGGGGUUAAACCAAUCAUAAAGCGCUUAACCCCUUAAACUAAGAUGACACUAUAAGUGCAUCAUUGGGUUGAAGUUGCUAUGGUGCCCAAAGUGCUCCAUUAAGCUUCCUUUUAAAUCUUUAUAAAUAAAAUAAAUUUUUAUCUAAAUGGUACAGUAUAUGAUUAUUCUGCAUGCACUUUUCCUUAAAGGGUUAUUCCAAGCACAUUGAUGACUUCACUGAAUUGAAGUAGUCAUGGUGUCUAGAUUCUGUUUGUGCAGUGUUUUGUUACGAAACAACUCGUCAUUAGCCAGCUUGGAACAAGAAUUCCUGAUGGCUAAUAUGAAUCCUGUGCUAUUUUGGCAUCUGACACCAGCACACACAGAAUGCUGGUGCCAGACAGCCAAUGGCAGCACUCCCCCUUAAUGCCAUCCAUGUUCCAUGACCUUCCCCCAGUCUGACCACCCACCCUCUCCAGUGAGGUGGAGUGAUAUCAGCAGAACAUCAGUGCUGGAGCACAAGUUUGUUUUUAAGUUUUAUCUUUCUUCUUUUUUGGGGGAGGGACAGCAGUGUUAGAGUAGGGUUACUCUAACCGAAACUAGUCUUUUAUGAAAAAACUGUUUUUGUUUGUUUAUUUAAUAACUCAUUAAAAGGUUAAUUAGUUUUAGCAAUGCAUUGUGAGAAUGAAACACUAAAAUAGUGAAGAUAAAAAAAUACCCAGUUCAGCUCUAUUUCCAACCUGGUUAUUUUAGGCAUAAUGUUGACAAAUCUCAUUUGAUCAAUUCACAUUAAAUUAGUUUGAUGAAUUUACCAUUUGAAUAGAUUUACUUAUUCACGAAUCCAGGAUUGUUUUGGAGAGUUAGCCAAGACAGAUACACAUUUUCAAAGAAAUACUUUGUAAAACCUGGCUGUUUGUUAAAAUGAUCAGUUCCUGACAAUUUUAAUUUUGUGAAUAAUCUUCUGUGGAGGAAUUACAUUUAAGGUUUGUUUACACAAGCGUACAUUUUGGUGAAUUUAAUAAGCCGUUUUGGGCAAAACAGUUAUGUUGGUAAGAAAAAUGGCUGGAUAAGAUGAUGCACACACAAUGAAGAAUGUUAUAAAAGAGGUGGGAAAGGAAGACUAGGAGAUUGAGUCAGAUGGGGCUUUAGUGACUAAGAUAAACAUACACAGAUGAGCACUACAGAGAAAGAAUAGGGUAGCAAUAAUGUGGAACCAGAGGUAAGACUGUACAUCUGCAUUUCACUUCAAAGCAGCUAACAGUGGUAGGUGAGUUUCUAUAAAAAGAAAGUGCUUUAAUUGAAGAUAUAUCUAAGGAAUAAUUAAGGAGUUUUAUCAAAGUGGUCUGUUCUCUAAAGUGGUCUAAGGUACUAAAAGUGGGACAGUCUGCAUGGAAAUUAGUGGAACCAUUAGUGACUCCUGCCAUUUUACAGUUUUACACCACUUUUUAGAAUGGAGUAUUUUGAUGAAUCUCCUCACGUGUUCUGAGUGUAAAGUAUAAGUACCAGUAACACCUGAAACAAGUUAAGUCUUAAUGUAUUUUCUGUGUUUCUUUCAGUCUCCUUUUGGAAUGCAAGCAGAGUAUGCACAUCCCCUGGAAACACUGAUACUUGGUACAGGGUUCUUUAUUGGGAUCAUGGUGUUCUGCAAUCACGUCAUUCUGCUGUGGGCAUGGGUGAUGUUCAGAUUGAUGGAAACAAUAGAUGUUCACAGGUAAGGUUCCAAGAGCCAGCACAAUUCAAACACAGCCUUGGCCAAUCACCAUCUCCUCAUUGAGAUGAAUUGAAUCAGUGAAUCUAUAUGAGGAAAGUUCAGUGUCUGCAUGCAGAGGGAGGAGAUACUGAAUGUUUGGAUGCAUUUUAGGCAGCCAUGAACCAGGAAGGAUCUCUAACUGCUAUCUGAGGAGUGGCCAGUGAAGUUAUCACUAGGCUGUAAUGUAAACACUGCAUUUUCUCUGAAAAGACAGUGUUUACAGCAAAAAGCCUGAAGGUAAUGAUUCUACUAACCAAUAAACUGUAGUUGUUCUGGUGACUAUAGUGUCCCUUUAAGGUCAAAAUAGCUGAACUGCAAAAAUGACCAACGUCAACUAUGCUUCCAGUUCAGCUACGUUGGUCUCAAAUUUAAAAUCCGCUUUGAAUUAACUUAAAAUUUUCACUUUAAUGAAUAACCAUGUAUUAUUUUUAUAUCUGCUAAGUAGGGAUAAUUUGUAUGCUCUUUAGAUGAAGAGAGAACUUUUGUAACACUUAAUUUUAUUGCAUUUGCAAAUAUAGGCAGAAUGCAUCAUCUGUUUCUAGGGUGCGAUGUAGCACUGUUCGCUAUUUAUUAAUAAAAAAUCAGAUCAAUGUCUUCAGAAUUUUUGGAAAUCAUAAAUUCUUCAUAAGUGCUAAUGUGUUCUUAUAAACAUAUGCUGUAGAUAGGUGCGUUGAAAAGAAGUAACCAUAUAUUCUUUAUUUCAAUAUUAAAUAUAUAUUUUGUGUGUUCUUUUUGUAGUGGAUAUGACAUCCCUCUGAAUCCCCUACACCUGGUUCCCUUCUACGCAGGAGUACGCUUUCAUGAUUUUCAUCACAUGAACUUUGUUGGUAACUACGCCUCAACUUUUACAUGGUGGGACAAGCUCUUCAACACAGAUUCCCAGUACAAUGCCUACCAUAACAAACUCAAAUCACAAGAAAGAAAGAAAACUAAAUAA